Molecule: messenger RNA, 3573 nt
Organism: Trichosurus vulpecula (common brushtail)
Lineage: Eukaryota; Metazoa; Chordata; Mammalia; Diprotodontia; Phalangeridae
Gene: TOMM20
Product: translocase of outer mitochondrial membrane 20
Exons: 5
Coding region: 211-648 (145 amino acids)
Biological process (GO): tRNA import into mitochondrion; protein targeting; protein import into mitochondrial matrix
Cellular component (GO): mitochondrial outer membrane; mitochondrial outer membrane translocase complex
Molecular function (GO): transmembrane protein transporter activity
Source: RefSeq, a predicted model, not a curated record
UUUCUCCUCAGGCUCUGCCCUAGACGUCUAGGGAACGUCGCUCUUCUAGGACGUCAUAGCGGAAGUGGGGUGCUGAGGGGUCCUUUCCCCUCCCCCUCUCUCGCUGGCUCCGCCCUCGACGGGAGCGGAGCGAGCCUACUCUCCUGGCUUGGGGGUCAGCGGGGGACGGGGCCGCUGCUGCUACCUCCACCGCGAGCAGCAGCCGGAAACAUGGUGGGCCGGAGUGGCGCGAUCGCUGCCGGCGUGUGUGGGGCCCUCUUCAUCGGCUACUGUAUUUACUUCGACCGCAAGAGACGGAGCGACCCCAACUUCAAGAACAGGCUCCGAGAGCGAAGAAAGAAACAGAAGCUUGCUAAAGAGAGAGCUGGGCUUUCCAAGUUACCUGACCUUAAAGAUGCAGAAGCUGUUCAGAAGUUCUUUCUUGAAGAAAUACAGCUUGGUGAGGAAUUACUAGCCCAAGGUGAAUAUGAAAAGGGUGUUGACCACUUGACAAAUGCCAUUGCUGUGUGUGGGCAGCCACAGCAGUUGUUGCAAGUUUUACAGCAAACUCUUCCAUCACCAGUGUUCCAGAUGCUUCUGACUAAGCUGCCAACAAUUAGCCAGAGAAUUGUGAGUGUACAGAGCUUGGCCGAAGAUGAUGUGGAAUGAGAAACAUGUCAACAUAAUAAAAUCUUAAUAAAAAAUUUUUAAAUAAUUCUUAGCCCAGAAGAUGAGCAGCAUUGGGGGGGAAGGGCAAACAUGCUAGUUAUGGACUAUGUAUUACACUGAAAUCUACCAAAGUUGAUUCUAACUUUGUGUAGGUAGGUUUGCUUGGAUUUUAUUUAUUUAUCUUAGUGAGAAGUGUAUUUUGAUAAAAAAAAUUUCAUUUUAUAAAUACACUAUGAAUAAUCUAAAUAUCAUUAAUUUCAUUUGUUACUAAAAUAUGCAAUUGUUAAGAUACAUAUGACAUGACACUACUACAUGUUAAAAAUACCCAGUGCUCAUUUUUGAAAAAUAAAAGUUAAGGCAAUAAAAAGAAUUCUGCACUCCAUGUUAGAGAGCUAAUGGGUGGAUUUGGUUUAUCCUAGUAAAUUUUUUUAGUAUAAUAGAAAACUGAUAACUUUUUUUUUUUAAUUUACCAAAGCUAACAAGCUGUGAAAGUCCUUGGAUGUGAAGUAUUUCCUAUUCAUAAAGAUAAUCACGGAUACAUUUAGGAGAUAUUUUUGGUGUAUAGAACAACAACCAAAAAAAUCUUUGAGAAUUAUUUUAUUUAAAACAAGCUUACGAGUCCUGAAUAUUUAUCUUGCAAAUCAGAGUUAUUGGAAAGAGAACUAGUAACAGUCAAAGAACUUGUGUUCUAAUUCUGUUCUGCCAGUAAUGUCUGUAAGUGAUAUAAGAAAGUGAUAUAAGACAGACUCCUUUAUCACAGAACCACUAUAAAAAGAGAGAUUUGUAUUAAAUAAUCUGAGGUUUUUUUUUUCAGCUCUAUGAUUAUCUCCUCAUUGUCAAAGCCCCUUGGUUAUGGUGUAUUUUUCAUAUGUUUGUCUUACCAGUCAGAAAUACUAAUUACAUGUUCCAAAAUGGUUUUCUUGGCCUAUUACUAUUACCAUGAUGAGUUUGUCUUUUUAGUUUAAAGGUCAGUAAUGAAGAAAAAUUUUCUGACAGUUGGGCUAUCCAGAAGUAGAGUAGUGGGUUAUCUCAGAAUACUGUGAAUCCCCCAUUAUUGGAGGUCUUUAAAUUAGAGACUGUAUGACCUUUUUGGAAUUCCUUUUCAAGUAUUUGUUGGAUUAGAUGAUUUCUAAGGUGAAAUCUCUUCCAAUCCUGAUACUGUGUCAUUUUAGAGUAAGUUUAACUUUACCCCUUACUUCCUUGCACUGAUCUCCAUGGUCUCCCCUUACUUCCUUGCACUUAUCUUCAUGGUCUUCAUUUCUCCUCUAUACCUUCAAAUCUUUGUUUUAUUUACUUUCCUGAACAUCGAAACACCAGUGUUUGACAUCGUGGAUGAAGGCUUUUUCAGAGAGGGAUUGGGUUGAUCAAGCUUCUUUUCUGUAGGCAAACCAGUUUGAAAACUCUGGUACAUAUUGGGAUGUUCUAGACUGAACAUUCUCUUAGGUUUUUCUGAACUAUAAAUUGGCCCCAAUAAUUUGCUAUGACCUGUCUAAAAAGGUUUUCUUUACAAGUCACAUGUUCUCUUCAGUAGCAUUGGAAUCAUCUUCUGUAAUCCUCUCUAGCUUUAUAAUCUUAAGAAACAAGAACCUUAAAAUGUUGAUUUGGUGACUAAAAGUAGGGGAGAAUGGGGAGGCCAUUGUGCCAAGGGGAAUAAGGCUUUUGUAGAGCUUCUCUAUCUAGCUUGCUGAUCUGAGCAUGUUAAAGAAGUGGUGUGAAUAGGCUGCAGAUAAUUAGGGGAAGAGACCUAAGACCUAAAUAGCAAAGUAUAAGCUUCUUUGGAAGAAAUGAGGCAUCAUAGAAGUAUUAUAGAGUGGAGCAGACCACUUAAACUUUGAAGGGAAAGAAGAAAAAUCUUGGAGAAAUUCUAAGUUCAGAAAAAUUGCCGAUCUAUAGUGGUGAAGUUUCUGUAGCAAGAGUUCCCUACACUGAUGAAAUCAGAGAUCUGGACCAAACGUUACAAACCAUCCAAACACCCAUGGAAGAAGGUGAGAAUGGGAUAAACUUGGAUAUAGGAAAGUAAAAGAUUAUCCAUGUUCUUGUGACAUCAAGGCCCAGUAAAAAUUGGCAUUUGCAUUUGUUAUUUAUGAUCCUAAAAUAUAAAUUAAAUUGGGCCUCUGUUGUAAGUUUUUAGUGAACUGAUAAGGGAAUAUUUUCCUUAUUUCUUGCUUAUUCAUUGAAAGGAUGAAAAGUGAAUUUUUUUUUUUUUUUAGCAAAUUAUAAUUGUAUUAUGGGGGGCAAGUACAAAUUUUAAUGCUGGUUACAUGUGGCAUCAUCAGAAGGCUAAAUAUCUUUUGUGAAAAGUAAUUGAUCUUGAAGGUGGAAAAUGCUGUUCUGAAUUUCUUUUAGAUACCUACCUGUAGGACUGGUCCGUGUGAUUUUUCUAAAGAAUUUUGCCUUUUAUGAAACCCCAGUCCAUUUUGAUAAUGUCAAAGCCUCAUAUGUUCAAGUGAAUUAAAUGUGCCUCUUUCCUAUCCCUCACCAACUCUUUUAAGAAAAGACCAAAUUGUGUAGAGCAUACACUUUAAACUUUUGGAAGUGGAAAGUCAUGAGCUUUCAGAGGUGGACAGGUUUCUUUGUAUGGACAAACGUUUUUGAUUUGUUUCAUAAUUUCAUACUUGGUGUAAAAAACAUCAGGAACAUUUUGGACACGUGUUUAACUGAAGGUAGCAGACUUAAUCUAAAAGAGAAUUUUAGCAGUUACUCAAAUGGAGUAUAAUAUUUUUACCACCAUCAUGCCUGCUUUUGUUACAUUAUUAAUUCCACCAGUGGACAAGGGUGUUGUUCAGAAUAUGAAAUGUUAUAGAAAUUUCAAUAAUGUUGGUUUAUUACAUAAGCAAGCACUAUACAGAACUUUCAAUGAAUUUUUUAAAUGUUGCUUGUGCCUCAAGGUGUUAAAAAGUGAAAUAUUAAAGGGCUUGGAGAAAA